AUGAUCCGAAUACCUGCGGCACGCCGGGCGGCGGCCACCCUGUCCCGAAGGCAGUGGACAUGUCCGUCAUGCACACAUCUCAGUCGAAGGUACUCGCAGAAGGUGACUGACUCGUCCACCCCCCCCGCCGAGGCGCGACAGCCGCGCGAGCCCCCCGACCACCGCCGGCUAGGCGUGCAGCAGGGCCUCUUCACGACAUCCGUCUACAGCCCCGGGUCGCCGAUAUUCCUGCCGCGUGGGGCCCGCGUCUUCAACCGGCUGGUCGACUUCCUCCGGCGGCAGUACGUGCGCUACGGCUUCGACGAGGUCAUCACGCCGACCAUCUACAAGAAGGCGCUGUGGGCCAAGUCGGGCCACCUCGAGAACUACGGAGACGACAUGUACUCGGUGACGGGGUACUCUGACAGGAAGGCCGAGGCGGACGGUUCCGAGUGCCGCGGUCACCAGCACGGGGACGGCAAGGCCGCCGCGGCCGAGUCAAGGGCCCAGGAGAGCGAGGAGGGCGAGGAGGGCGAGGAGGGCGAGGAGGGCGAGGAGGGCGAGGAGGGCGAGUAUGGCCUGAAGCCGAUGAACUGCCCGGGCCACUGCAUAAUCUUCGCCUCGGGCCAUCACAGCUACCGCGACCUUCCGGUCCGGUACGCCGACUUCAGCCCGCUGCACCGCAACGAGAUCUCGGGCGCCCUGAGCGGCCUGACGCGCGUGCGCCGCUUCCACCAGGACGACGGUCACAUCUUCUGCCGGCCCAGCCAGGUGGAGGAGGAGAUCGGCAAGACGCUCGACUUCGUCCGCGUCGUCUACACGGCCCUGCGGCUCGCCGGAGCGGGCUACCGGCUGGCACUGUCGACCCGCCCCAGGGACGGCUUCAUCGGCACCGCCGAGGAGUGGGACCGGGCCGAGGACGCCCUGCGCCGCGCCCUCGACCGGUCCGGCAUGGACUGGACCGUCAACGACGGCGACGGCGCCUUCUACGGCCCCAAGAUCGACAUCGUCCUCCGCGACUCGGACGGCAAGGAGCACCAGACCGCCACCGUCCAGCUCGACUUCCAGCUGCCCAAGCGCUUCGACCUCGAAUACCAGGCCCCCGCCCCCGACCACGAGGCUCGCGGCGAGACCACCGACGACCCGGCCGAGUUGGCCCGCUACGGGCCCGUCCGCCCCGUCAUGAUCCACCGCGCCGUCCUGGGCUCCGUCGAGCGUCUCAUGGCCAUCCUCAUCGAGAGCUACGACGGCAAGUGGCCCUUUUGGCUCAACCCGAGACAGGCCAUCGUCUUGACCGUCAAUACCUCGGAGCCCGUCGUCCGCUGGGCCAACCACGUGCGCAACGUGCUCGUCGGGAACGACGGGAAGGCCUACCAGGACCUCGAGGCCGGUGUCCUCCCCUCGCCCGACCACCCGCUUCGUCCGACGGGGCUGGCCGUGGAUGUCGAUGACAGCGCCAGGUCCCUCGGCCUCAAGAUCAGGGAGGCCCACAGCGACGGGUACGGCCUCAUCCUCGUCGUCGGCGACAAGGAUGUCGAGAGUGGACUGGUCAGCCUGGGAAAGGAGAGGUGGACUCCCGAGCAGAUGCGUGACAAGAUGCAGGUCAUGGCUGAUACUUUCCAGUGA
Geosmithia morbida is the source of this 1605-nucleotide messenger RNA. Its product is annotated as threonyl-tRNA synthetase. The transcript has a single exon. The record is from RefSeq and is a predicted model, not a curated record. Gene Ontology annotation, cellular component: cytoplasm. The coding region runs from base 1 to 1605 and encodes 534 amino acids. Gene Ontology annotation, molecular function: threonine-tRNA ligase activity; ATP binding. Gene Ontology annotation, biological process: threonyl-tRNA aminoacylation. NCBI's taxonomy places the organism in Eukaryota, Fungi, Ascomycota, Sordariomycetes, Hypocreales, Bionectriaceae.